CAUGGCCUCAUUCAUCUGCCGAGGUACUCUAGCGGUGAGGUAGCGUUAACUUGUAUUUGGGGUCUCCGAUUGUAUGCGCGUGCUACAAGCGUCAUACACGAGCCCCCAACCCUGCCGGUCCAGAUGGCGGCGGUCUAAUUCGUGCUAUUUAUACAAAAUUUGACAGGCUGAAAUGGGUACCCAAAAUGUCUGAUGAAAGCGCUAAACGUGAAAAAAAAAAUCAAAAGACUGGCCUUGUCAAGCAAAUGCUGGAUGAACGGUGGAAAAAAACAAAUCAACCGUCUAUCAAGAACUGCAAUGCACCAAUGCCACGGGCCCACGCAACUGUUGCUGAGCCGUUGGAAAAAGCAGAAUAACUGGAUCAUAUCGGAUCCAAUCAUGCGAUCGCGCCUUGUAACUCCUUAAAUAAACUGCUCUUGUACCAACAAAAGACAUGCAGUAGCAAAACUGAUCAAGUCUUAUGCAUCAAUUCAAUCCUGAGAAACGGGUCUGAAAUAUGCGUCUUGUAUGUACGUGUGAGUCUUGAACCCAUGGUGUCUGUGUUGCGACGAAUCUUGGCCAAACUAGUGAGAGCCUCCGAGAGGUGCAAAAGCGCUUCAAGAUGCCGAGUAGAAUUGCGGUAAGCCUGCCUGGCCAAAUCCAACCGGGGGUGUUGCCUCUUCUUGUACGCGAUCCAAGUGUCCCGGCUCUGC
Bipolaris maydis ATCC 48331 is the source of this 692-nucleotide messenger RNA. Lineage: Eukaryota; Fungi; Ascomycota; Dothideomycetes; Pleosporales; Pleosporaceae. The record is from RefSeq and is a predicted model, not a curated record.